AUGACGACCCAAGUGCUCCUCCAGCUCACACCAGCACUCAAGAUUCCACACGUAGAAACAUUCAAAAUCACUCUCCGAGGCCAGAACCCAACGCCCACCCUCUGCCUCGACGAACAAACCAGCAGCCCAUUGUCGCUCUUCCAGCCCAGAGUCCACAAACUCACUCCACCGCGCACGCACCAUAGAAUGGCUACACUCGACAGUAGUCUUCUUCGCAAAAAAGUGGGGCAUGCAGCCAUCAUGGUCGCCUGUGCGCGGCACAGAUUCAAAGUUCGACGCGCUGCGCUCCAAGCGGCCAGUCACGCGCGCCUCUUCAACUUUACGGGAGAGUGGGGUCUUGAUCUGUGA
Serendipita indica DSM 11827 is the source of this 348-nucleotide messenger RNA. The record is from the annotation of a GenBank genome assembly. NCBI's taxonomy places the organism in Eukaryota, Fungi, Basidiomycota, Agaricomycetes, Sebacinales, Serendipitaceae.